ACACCUGAUAAGGCCUGUUCCUCGUUGGGACGUACAUAAUAGAUAAGCCGCAGCGCCGACGCACCCAUUUCACGACUCCAUGUGACAUUGGCGGUAGCUGUUUUGUUUGAGCGGGACAUCUAAAAUGGCUGCCUCGAUGAUCCAGUUAAUAGGAUUCAUGUUGUCUGCGCUGGGGCAAUUUUUGAUAUCGGCGGCGACAGCGAUGGACAUGUGGGGCUUACAAGACCGAUCUUUUACGGUCGUGACAAACGUUUUCACCUAUUCUGGGCUGUGGAACACGUGCGUAGGGACGUCGUCCGGUACGACACAGUGCAGGCCUUAUUUUACCAUCCUAGGACUGCCAGCUCUGCUCCAAGCCGUCCGAGCCUUGAUGAUUGUUGGUAUUGUCCUCGGAGCCAUUGGCUGUCUGAUCGCCAUAUUUGCGCUCAAGUGCCUGAAAAUGGGGAACAUGGAGGACAACGUCAAAGCCACAAUGACUCUGGCCGCCGGGAUCAUGCUUCUUCUUGCAGGUGUCUGCGGCAUUGCUGGGGUGUCAGCCUUUGCUAACUUGAUUGUGCAAAGCUUUCGGUUCACAACGUACGCUGACGGUGGGUUCGGUAUGUACGGAGGAGGGGGCAUUGGUGGACUCACAGGAUCUCUGACUCCGAGGUACACGUUUGGCCCGGCUCUUUUCGUGGGCUGGAUCGGUGGAGCCAUCUUGUUCAUUGGAGGCAUCAUGAUGUGCCUGGCUUGUCGUGGAAUGGCUCCAGAUACGAAGCAGCGGUACGAUGGGAUGGCCUACAAAGCCGCUUCACAACACACCAUGUACAAGUCGGACAUCAGACCACGUCCAGCCUACAACGACUCCUACAAGGCUCACAGUGUGGACGGACGGCAGUCGAACCAGAGAUUUGACUAUGUGUAGACUCAUCUCGCCCUCAAGGAUACCCCUUUUUUUACAUGCUGCCACUUCUGCUACGAUGAGUGAAGUUUCUCUUGGUUUUUUUGCUCGUAUGUUCAUCAGAAGGGUGGUUUCUCUGUUCCUUAAUUUGACAAAGUUUCAAAGCGUUUAAUGUGUAUGUUUUUUUUAUAUCUUUUUUUUUCAACAGAAUUAUAUAAUCAUGCUGUCUUGUGAUUUGUGUUAUUUUUCUUUCUUUUUUUCGUGUCAAAUAAAAGCAAGAAUGAUUCUUAUUUGUCUUGACACAAAAUGUACCACUGCAACAUGGAACACAAAAUGAGGAUAAUGACAGAAUCUGGUACAAACUUUUCCCGAGCAUGAUGUAAUAUAGGAUCACUAAAUUGAAGAAGGUACCACCACAUAAACUACAGUAUUUCUCAAGUAGUGAUUAGUUCUUACUGAAAAUAUACACCCAGCAACUGUUGCGUAGCUAAUUGAACUAACAGCAAAGUACCGCUAGCUUGCUAAUAUAUAACUCUUUUAGAAUUAAAAGGAAAUGUGGUAAUAUACAGUGGAAAUGUGCUGAAUUAUUAAUUGAAAAUGCUGUCGCUUAAGGAUGUAAACUAACAAUCAAAAACAUUAUAUUCCCAAUUGUUAGCCUACAGUAAGUGACCACAUAAUGUGAGGUCAGCGUUAGAUUAACUGAUACAAACGUUUUCCUUCAUGUAUUUUACCUUGUAUGUACAUACAGUAUAAAUUAAACAGCCAUAACUUCAUUAACGGUAAUUAUCUGUAAAGUUUUAUAUGCCUCCCAACCACCUGCUAUAUUUAGUAACUUUACGUUACAGAUUGUAAUGCUACAGUUUGUUACGUAGUUCACUGCUUUUGAUUGGAUGUUAGCCACAGAUUUACAUACUCUCUAAUCUUUGGGAACCAAGACAUUGUCACAUGUUUUUCAAGUGUCAUUACGUGUAUACUGUAACUGUAAAGCUAUCAAAAGUAACAGAAAUAAACUUUCAUUUUGAAUUCA
Molecule: messenger RNA, 1907 nt
Organism: Scophthalmus maximus (turbot)
Lineage: Eukaryota; Metazoa; Chordata; Actinopteri; Pleuronectiformes; Scophthalmidae
Product: claudin-18
Exons: 5
Coding region: 125-904 (259 amino acids)
Biological process (GO): bicellular tight junction assembly; cell adhesion
Cellular component (GO): plasma membrane; bicellular tight junction
Molecular function (GO): structural molecule activity
Source: RefSeq, a predicted model, not a curated record